UGCUCUCAACCGAUGGUGCACGCUUCACGCAAGCAGCCAGUGGCUCGCGGUCUGCCGAAAGGUACACAACGGAAACAUUUCGGCGGCGCUGUGUUUGCAUGAUUACCUCUCGAGUGCUAGUGGAAAGGGGCAUAAAGGAAUUUAGCUUGGAAAUCCGAUCGUGCAAACACAGUCUAAACCUCUUGAGUCGCCUCCUAAAACAGCUACGUGGAAAUCACCGAAGGGGAGUCGAUUUAUGCAAACUUGGAUGAUCUUUUGAACCGAUACCGAGUUGCGUGGCUUGUUGAUCCAUUGGUCCAUGGUUGGUAUCACUGUACGUCUUUAACCGCGUGCGAGGCUCAAAGGCUUGAAGACGAAACUUAAACAGGGCUCCUGCCGUCUUUACAUCGCGAUUUUUCCUGGAAAGCAGUCAGCAUUAAGUACCGAGAAAGCAGGUUGUCACAGACAUAUAAGUUUCCCUUGGCUGCAGGAUUCCUUGAAACGGACGAAGUUGUAUCCGGUUUACAAUAUCUCCCAAGUUUCAGAAAGGGAUAUACAGCAAGCCCAGGUUGUUAUCUACAAGCUACGAACACACACGAAACAUUUUCAGUGGAUACUUGGUCUAUUAUCUUCCAACCUGCUAAGGAUUAAUCGGUGUAGGUGAAACAAGAUGUUUCCUAAGAGAACAGUUCCAGAAGUGCCCGAGAAGAAGGACACAACUGUCUACAUCUUUGGCGAGAAAGAUGUACAGGUUGCACUGUCCAGAGCAAGCCGAACCGAGGUCAAAAGAGCCGUCAUCUGCGCAUGCGCUGUUGUCGUGACAACCCUCAUCCUUGUCGCUGGUACCCUGGGCGCCAUUGCGCUGUGGUUGUCCUUCCACCACAUGCCGCAUGACGGUCAUUUCGUGGGGUUGUUCAACGGCGACAGCGACAGCGCCAAGCCGUCCUCCCCAGGCGACAGAAUCGACGACGGGGGGCUCUGGCCACUUGGGGGCGAAAGUCAUGCUGACGUCACGGAGUCAAUCACCGAGGUGCCUGAGGCGGCCACGGGUGCGGGCGACAUCCUGAUCGACGGAAACGACCGGAGCCCUGCCCAAUCAGAAACGACGACGGUCAGGCCGCGCGUGAAGCAGACCCCGCCAACAGCGCCCCCUACCGGCGGCCAUCACGACUCCUCCGAGUGGGACAGUUUCUCGGCGCCGUAUUCGGUCUUGUCCGAGCAGGAUCCGAGUGCGUCCGCAGACUCAUACGACAGCUUGCCCAGCGCCAGCGACGUGUGGGAUGAGGCGGGUUCGGGUAGUUACUUGGAUGGGUCCGGCAGUUACACGGAUCAGGAUGACACGGAUCAGGAUCAGGAUGACUCGGACUACGCGGAGAUUCCGUACAGAUCAUCAGGCACGUCAGGUGGGAUGACGUCGUGGCUCGGAUCGUCCUCCUCCUCCUUCCCCGGGGAAUCCCACGGUUCCGCUUACGACUUUGGGACAUCUGACACGAGGAGUGAUCCGGACUGGGAGAGGAACGAUCAAGAAUCUGGGUCGGGAUCUGGAGAUGCAGAAACGAGUGGGGACAACAUUGUGUACGCCGUCGACACUCACACCAUGGACGGGGACAAUGCUCGUCCAGUGCUCCAAACUCCACAAGAAUUCACGGUGGUCCGGUACCCUGUCCCGGUCUCGUAUUACCACACGCUUUGCACAUUGAAUACCUGCACGUUGGGCUUCACGAAGGGAGAGGACAGGGUGGAGGUGAUCGAGACGGACCUGCGGAUGAAACCACAGAAGCUGACGGUCCUCAGGAAAAGCGGCGGCAGACUCUUCACGAUCAUACGAGACGAGGACCAGGGCUACAGAGCUGUCUUGUUGUACGAGAGUGGGUUAUGCCUUUUGACGAGACUUGAAAACACCGACAAUUUGGACAUCCGCCACAACUCGGCUAUGCCUAUCGUCGAGAAGCUGCGGGUGACUCUCCCCGUGGAGCUACCGGAGCCACUGCUGAGCCAGAUCGGCGGUCCCAUCAUGGAGACGUGCCGUGACCUCCCAGUCUUCUGGGCCCAACAGGUCGGCGACAGCGAUGACGUCAGCUUCAUCAACAGAAUCCGACGCAGCAGCGCGCCCUCCCGAGGCGACCCCGACGACGAGGACGAGAACGGGAUGACCCUAGGGGGCGGUAUUCACUUUCAGUGUUGCUGGUGCGCGGACGAGGACGAUCCGUGCCCGUGCGAGUGUGGGCGUUUCUAGUCGACGUAUUCCAACUGCUGUCCUGCCUUUGUACAUAUUUUUAAAAAUACUUGCAUACUGUUUACUUUUGUCAAUGUCAUAUAAAUAUAUAUUUUUAAAAGCAAUAAGACGAUCCUCUUUGUACGACUCAGGCCAGCCAGCUGUACAUUAUUGCCUUUUUUUUUGCUGCAGCGCGGUGUGUAUCCUUUGUUGGCUCCGUGCACAAGUACCCCGUCAACGGUAAGAAAGGGAGAGUUGAAGAGACCAUUAAACAGGACCUUCAGACUUUUAUUGGCAACUAGUACGGAAGCUGUAUAAAAUGGUCAUUCUAUAAAUGUGGGGUCCUAAAGUGUGACAUUUUUAAAUAGUGUCCGUGUUACACCUGACCUGUGUGUAAUUUGACACGGAAAUAUCAUUGAAAUUGACUUCAAACUAUUUUAAAAUGUUUAGCAGGUACUUUGCAUUACAUAAUCACUCUUAGGUAGAAGCAUAAAGAAUGUGUUCUAAAUGUACACAAUGUAAUGUCAGAUGUAACAGGGACACCAACGAAAAUUUGCCCCCCAAUUUUUGACUGACCCAAAACAAUUUCUAAAAAUAUUUCAUAAUCAAAACAGUUAGAUGGCCUGACGUUUCGUUCUUUCUUUUUGUCGUCCGUCGGUGAAAGACUAAUUGUGUUGAAACAUUAGGCCGUAUAGUACUAGCUUGAUAUGAUUUUCAUACAUGUACUUUUGUUCAAUCCAAUCGGUAAGCUAUUUUCAGCAUGUUUAUUCACUUUUCAAAAACUAUUUCAGGUUAUUGUUUCGACGUAUCAUAGUAAACACUCGUGUGUCUUACUGUCAGUGAUUCCACUAUCAUUUACUGCUUUCUUUAAAUCGAAAGCAGGCGUUAUACCCUUGUAUAUAUUUCUUACAUAACCAAAAAGUUACUGUUUAACGUCAUUUCAUUAUAUGUAUUUUGUAUUCAACGUAUAAUCACAAUCGCCGUGAGAGUACAAUACACAAACAUUUAUAUACAUGUAUUACAUUUUUGUAUGGAAUCAGCGAUGGACCAGAACAAUUUGUGUUAGCAGUCGACGUAAGAAUUCAAAUCAAAAUUCACAGAUUUAUUUACAACAUGCUUUAAAAAAGGAAAGAGAAAAAUAGAUAUUUUGAUUUCGACUUACACCGAGUUUCCUGUCUGAAAUUACACCACAUGGGGGCGCCCUUCAGGAUAUAGAUGUGUAUAUAUGUAGCCUCGGCUUACAUCAAAACGGCACAUUUUAAAAGCUUUUGUACUUUUCAGUGCUACUGAAUGAAUGCCCUUUUUUGGUUGGGAUGUUCGAAAAAUACCUCAAAAUCUGCCCUUGUUUUCUCAUGACAAACAUAAGAUGCUUCAAUGGCCAAUGCCCCCGGUUAAAAAGUGUGUGUGGGGG
This is a messenger RNA of Patiria miniata (bat star), 3605 nucleotides long. RefSeq lists its product as uncharacterized. The transcript is spliced from 6 exons. NCBI's taxonomy places the organism in Eukaryota, Metazoa, Echinodermata, Asteroidea, Valvatida, Asterinidae. The coding region runs from base 650 to 2215 and encodes 521 amino acids. The record is from RefSeq and is a predicted model, not a curated record.